GCCUGCUCCUCCCCCUCCUCUCUCCCACUCAUCAGCCUGCAGGACCUGGGGGCCAAGCUGAGCUGCCCCCACUUCCCUGCUCCCCUCCCCCUUCCUGCUCCCCGACCCCCAGGCUGCUCCCACCUACAGCUCCUUGCUCCCCCAGCGCCCCACACUGACUCCUUACUGCUCCCCCACCCUUUCCUGCUCUCCCCACCCCCUACACCCUCAUUGCUUCCCCGCCCCACGCUCUGCCCCCCAUGUUCUUGGGGUGCUCCCCCCUCACCGCUCUGCCCCCCACAGGCAAUGGAGGCGCUGCUGGUGGCAGGGCUGGCAAGGCUGGUGCUGGAGGAGGACGGGACAGCAGUGGAGAGCGAGGCCUUUUUCCAGACGCUGCCCCCCGACACGGCCCUCAUGCUGCUGGGCGCCGGGCAGAGCUGGAGCCCCCCGCGGGUGAGUGAGCCCAGCCCCGCCCUCCAUCCCCCCAUCCCCCAUACAGCCCCUACAGGGGAGACCCCACAAACACACCCCAGCCCCCCACAACCCCUGCAAUGGAGACCCCCGUACGCCCCGCACAGGGGAGAUGCUGAACACACCAACCCAGUACGCCCCCUAAGGGGAGAUCCCCACGUGCUUGGCCCCCAUACACAGAGACCCCCACACACAUCCUGCCCCCCAUAUACCUCUGCAGGGGAACCCCCAAUUCCCCCUCCCCACAUAGAGAACCCCCCUACCGCCCACACAGGACGCUCCCCUCUUGCCCCCACAGGGACCCCGCCUCUGCCCCCUCCCAGUACCCCCUGCUGGCAGGGCCGUCUGCUCCGCCCCGCAACCCACAGCACCCCCAACCAGCAGGGACCGCUGCCUCCCACAAAGCCGCCCACCCCACACACCCCAGCUCCCCAUUCCCACCCCAGGACAUCCCCUGUUGGGCAAGGCAGGGGCUGCAAGAGCCUGGAGCUCCCCCCACAGGCAGCACCCCACAGCACCCCCUGCUGGGGCACCAUGCCACCUCUCACCCCCUUCUGCCCCCGCAGGGAGGUGCUGCGAGUGGUCUCGGCUGUGAUGCAGGGAAUGGGGCAGCUGCUGCUGGGAGCCUCCAGUUACAUCCGGCGCCUCCUGGAGGGGGUGGAGACCUGGCACCAGCCCGCCCGGCUCAGCCACUAUGAAGACUGAGGCCCUUGGCCUGGCCCCAUCCCUCCCCACCCCAGUGAACUCAGUGCACCCACGAUGCUGCUGCUAUUACAAUAAAAAGGCUAUUUAAGUCCA
Molecule: messenger RNA, 1248 nt
Organism: Terrapene triunguis (Three-toed box turtle)
Lineage: Eukaryota; Metazoa; Chordata; Testudines; Emydidae
Product: leucine-rich repeat extensin-like protein 5
Exons: 3
Biological process (GO): apoptotic process; regulation of apoptotic process
Source: RefSeq, a predicted model, not a curated record